This is a messenger RNA of Babesia ovata, 897 nucleotides long. RefSeq names its product eukaryotic porin, putative. The record is from RefSeq and is a predicted model, not a curated record. The coding region runs from base 1 to 897 and encodes 298 amino acids. The transcript is spliced from 2 exons. NCBI's taxonomy places the organism in Eukaryota, Apicomplexa, Aconoidasida, Piroplasmida, Babesiidae.
AUGGCACCUCUGAAAUUCGAAAAACUUGUUUGCGGUUCCUCUGUGGACCUUUUCAAGAAGGACUUCGCUCACGAGAACGCCUGGGAACUCGAACAGUCUGACGCACAGAAAGGGAGCAGCUUCGUCAAUAACAUCAAGCUCAGCAAGGAUAGCAGCAUACACGGUUCGACGCUCGCCAAGUGCAACAUCGGCCCUGCAAAUGUCGAAUUGAAGGUGCAAGUGGACGGCAAGCACUACCUGGAGCUCUCAGCAGCGCACUCCAAGUACACCCCGGUGACAUUCCACGCCAAGGGCGAGGCUGACGUGCCCAAGGGAAUUUACACGGGCGAAUUAGCCGCUGACCAUGUGCUCCCGGUACACUCAUGCCAGGUCAAGGUGAACCCGUUCGCCCGCGAUUACUCUGCCUUUUCCUUAACCAGACUCAAUUUGUGCUCCGGUCAACUGUUGGUUGGUACCGAGAUCACCGGGAGGAACUGCGCGUUCUUAUCCAAUUACACUUCCGCACUUGGUUACAAGAAGGAGCGCGAGGACAAGACCUACGCUGUCUCUGCCAGGCUUUUCGGAGCGAGGGGCUACGGUCUUACAUCACUGCUCGGAAACGUGUACGCUGGAAAGGCUCACGGAUCUGCGCAAAAUGCGUUCUCCGUGGCUCUUGAGCACAGCUUCAAGGACACCAACACCAAGCUCAGGUUCGCCGGACUGUGGCACAUCACGGAGCCCAACCACCCCAACCCUGCUUACGUCAAGGGCAAGUGCGACACUGACGGCAACUUCGCCGUCACCGUCUUCCAGAGGUUCAACAACACCGUCGCAGGCGCUCUUGGCGUGAGCUUCAAUGCCAAGGAGUCCUUGAGCCCGAGCAACGUUAACUACGGCUUGAAGAUGGUUGUUUCGUGA